Molecule: messenger RNA, 1377 nt
Organism: Mycena indigotica
Lineage: Eukaryota; Fungi; Basidiomycota; Agaricomycetes; Agaricales; Mycenaceae
Exons: 6
Coding region: 1-1377 (458 amino acids)
Source: RefSeq, a predicted model, not a curated record
AUGGGGCUGGGUAAUCGGGCCGAUGUGUUGGAGGAUCACAUCGAUAAUCACAAUUUCAUCAAAAACAUGACUUUGGGAGCAACAUUACAGCGUCGCCUCGUCGUUGCUCGAGACGAAAGGGCCCGUCAGGUUGAAGCUUUCCACGCCGUCAGCGAUGGCAUUUCGCCGGAGCUUCAACAGCAAUGGAAGCGUGAGAUUCGUGAAUGGGAAGAUGAUGACAAGCGUCCGAAUCCAUUUGAGUUGCCAACGAAAGAUUUCCCAACAGAAGCGCAAAUCCGACUAGAUCUCCAACGGGAGGAACGACAACAGGAUGUCGAAGGGCGGGCAUUUGUCAGCGGUGGUAGUGCUACUGCCUUCAUCUCCGCUGGGAUACAAAUCGAGGACGCACAAGCUCGCAUCAAAGAAUUUACGCAACAACACUCAAUUCUGACUACCGACCGCGAAGCAAAACUUGACGAGCUUCGCCUCUCUCUGCUCAGAAAGCUCGGGCGUUUUCGGGAACUGCAAUUGGUAUACAUGCCCGGUGCCGCUGCGUUUCUCGCUGAAGCUGAAAUGAGGCCCAAAUGCCGACCCAUCCUACUACCGGCGCUGUUCAAGGCUGUGUUGCUGGCUGUUGUCGACAUCGAGGAGAGAUUACGCGUCUCACAAUGCCAAAAUGCUCUCAGCGAACUACGCUUCAAGCUGCAUGGGAAGCGGUGGUUGAUCGCCUAUCGCAACGCCAAUGUUACGGGGCAAAACCAGACAACGAAAGCGGCCAAACUUUUGCAGUCCAUCACUCAGAAAGCCGAUGCGAUUUCGUUGCGUUACAAACGUGGUCAUUCGGCAUUGGUAGGGUUGGGUGUUGCGCAAAAGUAUCCGGCAUUUCGUGCCCUGAAAGCGGAGGAUGUCUGUUUGCCUGCAGAUGGCGAAGAGAAAGACUUGGAGGCACAACAAAAGCUGGCCAGAAUCAGUGUCACACGUGGCAUGCGAGUCCCUCGUAAUAUGCCCAGUAGCUCGCGGCGCGUUAUGUCGUGGAUUUGGACUGCGCCGGGUGCUUUCGAUGACCAGGAGGAGCAGCUUCAUACCUCAAUGCGCGUUGAGUGGUGUCGGGCAAUGGCACGAAAGACACGGUGGAAUGAGGAGGUGAUGCUUUUGGAAGAAGAAAUGCGACGCACGCUUCGUUACCUCGAAUGGCAAGCGAAAUGGUGGCAACAACAGGCGGAGCGCCGGGAGGAUGUGGAAGCGGAGCUGAAGAACGGUUUACAAGCAUAUGCUUACCGAGCUGCAGCCCAGUGCACCCAGGUGUUGACACACUUUAAGCUAAAGUGGGCCACGAGCGAACGACGAGUUUUAGAUGAAUUAGUGACUUUGGCUAGUAUAGCGGAACUUGAAGCAUGA